Messenger RNA from Ascochyta rabiei, 1497 nucleotides. RefSeq lists its product as uncharacterized. Gene Ontology annotation, cellular component: COP9 signalosome. The record is from RefSeq and is a predicted model, not a curated record. Bases 1 to 1497 code for a protein of 498 amino acids. NCBI's taxonomy places the organism in Eukaryota, Fungi, Ascomycota, Dothideomycetes, Pleosporales, Didymellaceae. The transcript is spliced from 6 exons. Gene Ontology annotation, biological process: protein deneddylation.
AUGUCUGAUGACGAUGAUUUCAUGCAGGACUCGGGGGAGGAGGAAUACGACUUCGAGUAUGAAGACGACGACGACGAACAGAGCGGCGAUGUCGACAUCGAGAACAAGUACUACAACGCAAAGCAGCUGAAGGUCGAUGAUCCAGAGUCAGCCAUAGACGAGUUCCUAGGGAUGCCGGCGUUGGAGGAAGAAAAGUCGGAUUGGGGAUUCAAAGGUCUAAAGCAGGCCAUCAAGCUCGAGUUCAAGCUGGCGCGGUAUGAGCAGGCGGUAGAGCACUACAAGGAGCUUCUCACCUACGUCAAGUCCGCCGUCACACGCAACUAUUCCGAAAAGUCCAUCAACAACAUGCUCGACUUCAUCGAAAAAGCCGCCGAGGACGCCGAAGCCUACCGCUGCAUGGAGAGGUUCUAUGCCCUGACCCUCGACAUCUUCCAGAGCACCAACAACGAGCGACUGUGGCUGAAGACAAACAUCAAGCUUGCAAGGCUGUGGCUGGACAGGAAAGACUAUCGCCAGCUGACAGAGAAGCUCCGUGAGUUGCACAAGGCCUGUCAAAAGGACGACGGCACAGACGAUCCGAGCAAAGGCACCUACUCAUUGGAGGUCUACUCGCUGGAGAUCCUCAUGUAUGCAGAGACCAGGAACAACAAGCGCCUGAAGGCACUGUACCAGCGAGCGCUUAAAGUCAAAUCCGCCGUCCCACAUCCCAAGAUCAUGGGUAUCAUCCGAGAAUGUGGUGGCAAGAUGCACAUGAGCGAAGAGAACUGGAAGGGGGCGCAGAGCGACUUUUUCGAGAGUUUCAAGAACUAUGACGAGGCUGGAUCGCUGCAGCGGAUCCAGGUACUGAAAUAUCUGGUGCUUGCAACCAUGCUGUCGGGUUCCGACAUCAACCCGUUUGACUCGCAGGAAACCAAGCCCUAUCAGAACGACCCCCGCAUCUCCACCAUGACGGAUCUUGUCAACGCUUACCAGCGCGAGGACAUUCACGAGUACGAGAAGAUACUGCAGAGCAACCAGGACCUGCUCCAAGAUCCAUUCAUUGCCGAGAACAUCGAUGAAGUCACGCGCAACGUGCGCACCAAGGCUGUCGUCAAGCUCGUCGCGCCCUACACACGCUUCACCUUGGCGUUCAUCUCGAAGCAACUCCAAAUCUCCCUUCCCGAGGUCCAAGAGAUCGUGGGGUUCUUGAUCGUCGACAAGCGGCUGCACGGUAAGAUCAACCAGCAGCACGGAACGGUGGAGAUCGAGAGUAGCACCGACAUGGACCGGGUGCAGGCGAUGAAGGAAUGGAGCAGCGCGAUUGGAUCGCUGUGGCAAAUGGUUCUGAACGACGGCGAUGGCUUCAAGUCGGACGAGAGCGGCUCACAGUUUGCCCCCACCCCAGGCGAGGUCGGAGGCCAGCGUGCGCCCUGGGGCUUGAAUGGCUUGGGAUCUAAAUCAGGGCGACUCAAAGGCAAGGGCCCUGCGGGGCGCUUGGGAGUCUCGAGCAAAGGAUGA